This is a messenger RNA of Alosa alosa (allis shad), 1264 nucleotides long. Its product is annotated as adenosine receptor A1-like. Gene Ontology annotation, biological process: G protein-coupled adenosine receptor signaling pathway. The transcript is spliced from 2 exons. Bases 74 to 1063 code for a protein of 329 amino acids. Gene Ontology annotation, molecular function: G protein-coupled adenosine receptor activity. Gene Ontology annotation, cellular component: membrane; synapse; dendrite. NCBI's taxonomy places the organism in Eukaryota, Metazoa, Chordata, Actinopteri, Clupeiformes, Clupeidae. The record is from RefSeq and is a predicted model, not a curated record.
CUUCACUGUUCCCUUUUUACUCUCAAGUUUCCCCACACACUGCAUCUCUGUCUCUCUGGCCCUCUCAACAUUUAUGGCAAGCAAAGCAGAACUGGUCUACACCGUGCUUGAGGUCCUGAUCGGUGUGGCAUGCUGCCUUGGUAACCUGCUGGUAAUCUGGGCACUGUGGAAGUGUGGUGCCGUGCGGCGGCAGCCCACCUUCUGCUUCAUCGCCUCUCUGGCCGUAGCUGACUUCCUGGUGGGGGCCGUGGUGGUGCCAAUGCGGAUUCUGGGAGAUGGCCGGAUCCAUUUGUCCUUCCAUGGCUGUGUGGCCUUUUGUUCGGUGGUAAUUGUUCUGACCCAAACAUCUGUCUUCUCCCAGCUGGCCAUUGCAGUGGAUCGGUUCCUACGUGUGGCCAUCCCUCUCAGGUACAAGACCACGGUGACCCUUUCACGCUGCUGGUGGGUGGUGACUGCAUGCUGGCUCACGGCUGCUACAGUUGGCUUCACUCCCCUCAUGGGCUGGAACAACCGCACCACCAUGACCCAGAACAGGACCCAGUGCCAGUUCCUUAACGUCAUGUCCAUGUCCUACCUGGUCUACUUCAGCUUUUAUACCCUCUUCCUUGUCCCCAUGCUGGUUAUGACCGUGCUGUACUGCAGCAUUUUCACACUUAUCCACCGUCAGCUGAGAAGUACCAUCAGUGUAGUGUCCCACUCCUACUAUCACAAGGAGCAGAAGCUGGCCCGGUCCCUCGUUCUUGUUCUGGUUUUGUUUGCCAUCUGCUGGCUCCCAAUUCAGUUAAUGAACAUAGUUACUUUUUAUGGGACAAAGUCGACAAUUCCCCGCCAGGUGUUCUAUGUGGGAGUCCUAGUUUCACAAAUCAACUCGGCCCUUAACCCAAUCAUAUACGCCCUCAAGAUCCAGCGUCUACGAGAUGCUAUAAAGACAAGGUUCAUUCUGUGCAAAGGUGAAAUAGAAGUAUCAAAGAGCAGCCAGACACCAGGACAUGAUCACAGCAGUAACCCUAAGAGAAACACAUGUGAUGAGCUUAAAACUAUUGACACAAUAGAUCAAGACUAAUCUAUUUCAAGUGAAAUAUUAAGUCUGAUGAAUCUCUAGUUUAGAAUAAUAAGGAAUGCAUUUUGGACUGCAUCGCUUUUCAAGUUAAAGCAACACUAAAGAGUUUUUUGUACCUUAAAAUAAUAUUUCCAAAAUCGUUUCAGUGGUUCAUCAACUUGUAACAGGGUGAACGGCACUUCUGCAUUCACUUCGCGGCCCUCU